AUGCGAUCAGCAAACGACAAGAAAUCCCUACCGGCCCACCACGACCCAAAAGGAAACGGGUUCGUCAACCCCUGGCCCAGUUUUAUCCACCACGGACGCCUUGCAACCUUUCAGGCGCUCGUCUUUGAUUUUGACAGGAAACAGGCCGCCGUUACCCCUCAAACUCAGCUCCCCAACAUCCUCAACAUCAACAAGGACUUGAUCGACACCUUCAGUCGCCCUCAGGAACCACAGAGCCCAGCGGGGACUAGACACGGACAAAUCACAACCACCUGGCUUGGACAUGCGUGCUUUCUGGUACAGGUGGAUGGCGUGAACAUCCUAUUCGAUCCCGUAUUCUCGGACAGAUGCAGCCCAAGUCAACUUGCAGGACCCAAAAGAAUCACGCCCCCUCCCUGCAAACUGGACGAAUUGCCUCGCAUCGACAUCGUCAUCAUCAGUCACAACCAUUACGACCAUCUCGACUUGACCACCAUCCAAAAGCUCCAAAAUGACCACAAGCCGUUCUUCUACGUACCCCUCGGAAACAAGGCCUGGUUCCAUUCUAUUGGCAUCAAGGAUAAAGUCACUGAGUGCGACUGGUGGGACGAGCAUGAGCACAGUUUCCAUGACAACAAAUCGGGAAUCAAAGUGAUCUGCACCCCCUGCCAACAUUUCACGGGUCGCUCCUUGACAGACACCUUCAAGACCCUAUGGGCUUCUUGGGUAAUCGAAUCCAUUCCCAGGACUGAGGGGGCCAAGCCCACCAAGGUUUUCUUUGGAGGCGACACCGGGUACCGCUAUGUCCCCAAGGGUGCAGACGAAAACGCCAUGCCCCAUUGCCCUGCCUUCAAGGAGAUUGGAGACCGUAUUGGACCGUUUGAUCUGUCCAUGAUCCCCAUUGGCGCUUACAGUCCUCGAUGGUUCAUGUCACCUAUCCACUGCUCGCCUGAGGAUGCAGUGCGGGUCCACGAGGACAUCAAGUCCAAACGUAGCGUCGGAAUGCACUGGGGCACUUGGGUCCUGACAGACGAGGACGUCUCAGAACCUCCAAAGCGUCUCGAGGCAGAAAUGAAGAACCGUGGGCAUGACCCCAACUCCUUCAACGUCGUUAGUAUUGGCGAGACCCUCGUCGUCGAUGUUUGA
Molecule: messenger RNA, 1125 nt
Organism: Linnemannia hyalina
Lineage: Eukaryota; Fungi; Mortierellomycota; Mortierellomycetes; Mortierellales; Mortierellaceae
Source: the annotation of a GenBank genome assembly